ACGAGCAAGAGACGGAACGCACCUUUUAUUCACGACAGCCUCGGUCGAGCUCUCGCGAGCUCUCGAUCUCACGACCCGGGGCGCCUUUCACGAGGGCCGCCGCGAUCGAGCUCGAGCUGCGUGCGCUUUGUGAGUGCGCUCGAUUUGUCAAGGUGAGCGUAGCGAAGCGGGUCGUCGCGCCGGACGCCGCGCUAAUUCGUACUCGCGGCGUGAACGAGCUCCUCGACGGCGCGCGUGUGCCGAUCCAAGAAAGGAGCGAAGCGGAACGACGGGCGACGAGGACGACGACCACGACGACGACAAGGAGAAGGUGGUGGCGGAGGAGUACGCGCGGCCGUUGGUCCUGUGGCAAUGUAGCGAGCGUCGAAGACCGCUGGGUGUCCGGCGGGGGUGUUCGCGCGUCCCGUCCCCGGAUCAUCGUGGGGUGAGGACGUAGGAGCUCGUGCGAACGUGUUUCACUUAACGACCCGCGCCGGCUGCGGGGAACGAGCAAGUCGUGAAUAAGUAGCCCCAAUCGCGCGCACGAUGGCAUCGCAGAACCAGAGCGCUGUCAACGUCACCGCUUCGCCCGGCACCACGGCGGCGAACGGACCGCCAUCGUCGGGUGCACCGCCGCCGGGGUCCACCGCGAUCUCGGCCGCCAAGGCGCAGACCCUUCCGCAACCUCAGCAGCAGCAGCAGCAAGCGAAUAACAUUGAGCCGUUGGAUAAGAGUUCCUCCAAUACUCUGAAGCGCAAUCCAAAGAUGGAGUUGAGCAAAACUGAUUUGCUGAAGUUGCUGGGCUAUCUGGAGGGAGAGCUCCAAGCGAGAGACAUUGUGAUAGCGGCAUUAAAAUCAGAAAAAAUGAAGCAUCUUUUGAGUUCCCGGUAUCUCAGUGGAACUGCAGAUCCACACGCGGCGUUAGCUCGCGACGUUGCGAUAGUAGGCGGCGUCAGCGGGGUCGAAGGGAAUCAAAUUGAUCAAAAGGUCGCUAGUCUCGAGGCACUAGUGAGCAAGCAAAGAAUUGCGCAGUGUAGGAUGUCUAAGGUUCUCAGGGACGCUGAAAUUAGGCACAGAGCGGUAAUUAAAGAAUUAGAGGAAGAGAAGCGGAAACACGAGCACGAUACCGCCCAAGGCGACGACAUCACUUACGGUCUUGAAAAAGAGAGGACAAGAUUGAAGAAGGAAUUGGAGCUGGAGAAACAGGAAAAGAAGAAAUUAGAGCUCGAAUUGAAGAAGGUCAACGAUCAUCUGGAGGAGGAGAAAAAUCGACAAAAGCAGAUAGUGCUUUUACUUUUAGCGGAACGUAAAAAGAUUAUCAUGAAGUACAUCGAGGAGAGAAAACGAUCUGAGGAUUUAGCCCAAAUACUCAGCGAGGAGAAAGUUAGAAUAGACUCGAUGGCCGAGGGCCUCGAGGAAGAGAGCAAGAAGUCCCUGCAGAUGGAAGCGGAAUUGGAAAAGCAAUUAGCGCAAUUCGACAUGGAGAGGCAACAAUAUCGGCAGGCUCUUGUGAAGGAGGAGAAAAGAGCGAAGGACUUCGAGACGGAGUUAGAGAAAUUACGAGUCGAGAUGGACACGUGGAAAGAGUCGCAGGCUCGAGGUCCCGCGAGAGGAGUCGGCGUAACUCCACCGCCGCCACCCGCAAAACCAGCGAAUUUGGUCGCUAUGCCAACACUUAGGCCAGCUAGUGCUCCGCAAACAAUUAAAGGAGCAGUCUUGGGUACAGGGACACCUAUGGUUAGUAGUAAAGUUGUCCAACCCACUGCCACAGUGUCCAGUGUUCCUGUUAGUGGACCAACAACUGGAAUUGCUAGAUCAGUAACACCUGGGCAGGCACUACGUGGAGUUACGUACACACCGAAUUUAACAUCUGCGAGUGGGGAGUCUACAGCUACUCCGGACACGCAGGCCGUAGACAAGCGACCGGUCGUACCUGCUCCUGUUAAUACUGCGACGGCUAAGCUUAUAACGUCGUCGCAAGCCGCAGGGAAGCUCGGCUUUCACGUUGGCCCUGGCAGCCCCGCCGGUCAAGCAUCCACCGCCGCCGCCGCUGUCGCCGCCGCCGCCGGUAUACUGCCCGCGAAAAAGCCGCCGAUCUCGCGCGGCGUGCCGCCCCCGGUACCACCAAAUAAGCCAGUGGUACCGCCGAAAAAGGAGGCCGCUUACCUCAGGAGACCGGAACUGUCGCAAAGCACACAGCAGGAUAAUACCGUUAAGUUCGGUAAGCAGGCGCACGCUACGGCGGCGAGCGGAACCGCCGCACCCUCGCAGCAGCCGAGCGCCCAAACCCAAGCUGCCGAUGAAGAGGUCAGUAACACGACAGACUCGAGAUAAAUACUUAAGGCUUAGCCGAUGAAUGAUCGUUACGCACUCGUGUAGGAUAUAAGCACGCUCCGGUGAGAGAGACGCGCACACACACACACACAUGUACACAAAGAUACACGCGAUAUAAUACCGUACGUUCAGGUGUGUUCAAUCGGAGCAUCUGUGUGAAUGUGAUUUCAGACAAAGCCGCGUUGAUCUAGCGCGGAAAGAGCGAAAGAAAGAGAGAGCAAAAAAGCGUGAACGUAGAUGUAUGUGUACACACACACCGAGAU
This is a messenger RNA of Dinoponera quadriceps, 2576 nucleotides long. RefSeq lists its product as uncharacterized. Lineage: Eukaryota; Metazoa; Arthropoda; Insecta; Hymenoptera; Formicidae. The record is from RefSeq and is a predicted model, not a curated record. The transcript is spliced from 7 exons. The coding region runs from base 526 to 2313 and encodes 595 amino acids.